AUGCCUCAAGGUCCGAAACCGAGCCCUUUGAUGAAGCCCUUCAUCGUAUUGGCCUUGCCUGGCAUGUACUUGUUCUACAAGUACAAUCAGUACAAGCGGAAACGGAAGGAGAACGCCAACAGGCGAUUGGCCGAACGGGAGCUGCUUCAUUUGAAUAACAAAAUCGAAAAACUCCUGAGCAAACUGGAAGAAACCGAACCGGAAUUGGCCACCACGCCGGAGGAAGAGUGUGUGAUAUGCAUAAACGCCAAGGCCACCAUGCAAACGUCCCCCUGCGGCCAUCAAGUCGUCUGCCGAAAGUGCUUCGUGAAAACGAUACAAAUCGCCGUGUCCCAAAGGCUGCUGCCCUUGCGGUGCGUCAUUUGCAGGGCGAAAAUACUCAGGUUAAAGACUGGACCCAUUCUUCCGACGUCCGCCAGCGGCUAUUCAAUGGCGUCCAGAUCGUCCGGCGCCUCGUCCGUUCCGCAAUCGGACAGCCUCUACAGCGUCAGCAGCGGAGGCUCCACCGUUUCUUCCACAUCGAGUUCUUCCAUCGGCAGCAAAGGAGCGCCACCUUGCUGCAACGGCAGAUGUUCCGGGGCGUAUCCCAGGCAACCCACCACGGGGGCUAUAAAGAGAUCCCAACAGCACGCUAUGAAGAUGAAGAUACAGGAUUAUUGCCGCGUGAGGGAUCCGCCCGGCAGGAGCCAAAUCCAGUUGAAUAGAUCCAGAUUGCCGCCGAUUAGGGAAUUGCCGGGGCAGAGUCCCUUGCACAGCGCCCCGCCGCCCGCUUCCACCAGGAUCAGGUGCGCUCAGAAAAUCGUGACGCAGCUGGAGUUGCCGUUGAUGAGGAAAUGCCGCAAAAAUUCGUACGAGAGGCUCCCGCAGGAGGAUGAGGAGGAGGCGGAUGGGGAGCAGGAGACGGAUAUAGACGCGGUGAAGCCGAGCAAGAAAGACGGGAGAUGGUGGGCCGGGGACGGGAGGAAGCGAGACGAAAGGUUCGAUAAUCAGAAGAACGAAUUGGUGGAGAAGAAGCGAAUGGAGAUGAAGGGGAAGUUGUAA
Phyllotreta striolata is the source of this 1041-nucleotide messenger RNA. Lineage: Eukaryota; Metazoa; Arthropoda; Insecta; Coleoptera; Chrysomelidae. The record is from the annotation of a GenBank genome assembly.